AAAGCAACAACAGCAACGCCUGCAAGCAGCUACUCAAGCCUCAUGCGGAAUAUAAAGUACAUUAAUCGAAGAAUCGAAUCAAGUCACGCUGGAAGGACACGAUUAAUAACACUGAAACCAUGAACGAAAAAAGGAAUAAUUUAGCAUCGUUAUUGCACGUGGCGGUAAACGAGACGGAUGUCAGGACGGUGGAGAGUUUACUGCAGAGCGGUGCAGAACCCAACCUGGUGCUCAAGGGAGGCGUGGCCGCGGUGCAUCUGGCUGCAGGGAAGGAAUCGGAGAAAGGACUCCGGUGCCUUAAAGUGCUCCUGCAGAACGGCGCUGAUCCAAACCUCAGGUCUGGUGAGGAUCUGACUCCGUUACACAUCGCAGCGUUAUGGGGUUGUUAUCAGAACCUCAAACUCCUGCUGAAGAACGGAGGAGACCCGAGUCUGAGAGACCAGGGUGGGAAUAAGGCAGUGGAUCUGGCAGAACAGGAGGAAAACAGUAAAUGUGCCAGCAUUCUUCAGGAAUAUGAGUCUCACACGCCCCAAACCGGAUAUGAGGAUCUGCCCAAAUUCCAAUACUCGCUGUACUCGGGCCACUCGAUGAGAGACUGCGGCGGGGACUUGACGCUGACGAGCGAUUUCGGAGAUGCGCCGCUCAGCAGCACCCGAUAUUCCUCGUUUUACAGGAAAUCCGAGACUGACGGACUGCGAAAGGCCAGAGACCCUAACGAGUCCUGGCUCUCUGACGUCUCUGGUUUCAAUGCGCGUCCUAGCGACAUGUUUAACAGAGAAGAAGUGGGCGGUUCUCUUCCUCCGGUUCUCUCCAGUACUCGCCUGUCAGGGACGGACUUUAAAAAGAGUCCGGAAGCGGCCCAGCCGGCCGGUUUUUUCACACCGGGCCGGAAGAGCGUCACCUUCCGAGACUACGACGAGUAUUUUCCAGAUUUGAAACAAAACGAUGACGACGCCAGCGAGUCCAGGGACUCGACGGUCGAUUUCUCGCUGUACUCCGACUUCUUGCACUCGGAGCGCAUGACUACCGUGCUGCAGAACCAGGGGAUUGACGUGACGUCUCCGGACGACGUGUUUGUGUUCUGCAGAGAAGGAAACACCACAGAGGAUUUUGAUAAGACCGUAGCGGGAGGGACGGGUCUAGGGGAGGAGGACGAGGAUAUCGAAGAUGGCGUGUUUGUCGAUGAAGUAGACGAGCCGGAACGUGUCGCUCACGCCGCUGUCAGCAGUAACAGUGGGUCGAGUCAGUACAGCAGCUGCGACAGCGAGCCGUACAAGACCACCGUCGAAGCGCCGCUACCUUCUGAAAACAUCUCGCCUUCGGAUCAAGAUGGAUGGACAAAAGGAAGUACAGACUCUGACAAUGAGAAGAAGGAAGAACUUAAUUUGCAGUCGCGAGCGUGUGAGGACAUGAUUAACGAGCUUCCGUUCACUCCGAGUCCGUUCGUGACGGGCAGGACCCGCUCACGACUCAGUCGCUGCUCCCAGAGAAACAGCGUCUCGUCUUUUUCCGCCUCGUCUCUGUUCGAGCAGACGCUCCCUACGCCGACACGAGUUCGCCGAGACCUUACUCAAUCGGACAAACCUCGGCGGAGACGUCCGUCUGAAGACGACAGAGUAUCGGAUCUCGAUUCGCACAUGGCGAGCCUGUGCGUUUCUUCACAACCUCACGGAAGCCAAGCAGAUACUCUGAUUAUCUCAGGAAGCAUGGCAGAUACCAUCAUCAUUCCGAGAGGUGCCCCUGAUGAGAGCUCGGACCCAUCUUCGUCAUCAUGCCACCACGAGGAGGACGUGUUCACAGACGACAAGGAGUUUUUAGCUUCAGAUGUUUCCGCUUCCAGUGCGGAAACACGCAAAAACGCCACUUCUGAAGAUUCCUCCUCCAGCUCAGAGUCGAGUUCCAGCCUCGGUCACGCGCUCGAGAUGCCGUCCACCGGCUGCACGCCGAGAUACAGCAUGAGCCGGAUCUGCAACCGUUCCCAAACCCAGUCGCUCGCAAACCUGUCCUACACCCCCGGAGGACGUCCUCUCAUCACUGACACGGACGAACCGGUGGAGUAUCUGUACACUGAUACCGAGGAGGGACACGAGCUGAUCGAGACACACGUCCCUCCGACGUCCAACACGUCUCUAAGCUCCUCUGUCAGCGAGGAGACCGUCAUCUACGACUGGCGCUCGGUUCCGACCGCGUCCACAAGUCCGGAGAAGGGAAAAGAAAACCGCUGUCCUAACGACACGGUGGAGAGAGCGGAGAUCUCAUGGGCGGACGGGUUGACGGACCGAGAGCUCAGACGCAAACUCGCCGAAUUGGGAGAGAAACCCGGACCCAUCAACAGAGACACGCGCCACCUGUACGUUCAGAAAUUACGAUCACUGCAGAAGAGACACGUUAGUCAGAAAUCAGUGCAGGACGAGCCGACCGCAGUCACAGGUUACAGUCCGGAGCUGAAUAAAGCGUUGUGUUCCUUCCACCUGCCCGACUGUAAAGCUGACGAGUUUGCGUUGUGUGAGCAGUUCGAUCAGCCUGAUCAGAAAAAACGCUGGCGUGAAGGCGUCAUAAAGUCCAGCUUCAACUACCUGUUACUCGACCCCAGAGUGACGAAGAACCUGCCGUACCGCAGUCAGGCGAUGACUCCUCACGAGUGUUUCCAGACUUUCAUCAGCUCCAUUUUCUACGUGGGAAAAGGCAAACGCUCUCGACCGUACAGCCACCUGUACGAAGCCCUGGAGUAUUUCAAAGGAGACAAAUCAUCCAAGAAGCUCUGCUCGAAGGUGCAGCACAUCCUGCAGGUGUGGAACUGCGGCCACGGCGUCAUCUCGCUGCACUGCUUCCAGAACGUCAUUCCUGUGGAGGCGUACACGCGCGAGGCCUGCAUGGUGGACGCCAUCAGUCUGAAGAUGUUGACCAAUCAGAAGCGAGGGGAUUAUUAUGGGACGGUCUCCACCUGGCCUGCUAAGAGGCAGCGUGAGCUCGGGGUUCACCUGCUGUACAGAACCAUGCAGAUCUUCCUGGCUGAGGGAGAGAGACAGCUCCGACCGGCCGAUAUCAGGCGAUGAUGUCACGCGCUGUCUGUAUGACGCGGAGCAUUACAGAGCACUUUGGGUUAAAGCUACUCCGAGUGCACUGCAGAGAUUUUACUCCAUCAGCCAUCAAACACUGUUCCCGCUUCUGUUCUAGUGCCCUAUUCCCUAGGGUACAUUAUGUAGGCACUUAACCUAAGCAGUGCAUUAUGGGAUACCCUCAUGGGUUGCUUGUACUCCAGUAUGAGUUCAGACAUGAUAACAAAAAAGGCAA
Ictalurus furcatus (blue catfish) is the source of this 3294-nucleotide messenger RNA. RefSeq names its product ankyrin repeat and LEM domain containing 1 (gene ankle1). The record is from RefSeq and is a predicted model, not a curated record. NCBI's taxonomy places the organism in Eukaryota, Metazoa, Chordata, Actinopteri, Siluriformes, Ictaluridae. The transcript has 9 exons. Gene Ontology annotation, molecular function: protein binding; endonuclease activity. Bases 120 to 3056 code for a protein of 978 amino acids.